UGCAAACGUGAUAUCAACGACACUAAAUAUAGCGUAGUGGGUUUCGUAGUGUGUUGACUCGUUUAAAGUCUUCCAUUCUCCCUAAUCACUCCUACAUUGUAACACCAUAAGAUGGCCCAGGGAUAUACAGCCAGAAACAACGGAUUUAGAGGACGUGCUCGACUCGACCCUUACGGAGAAGGAGAAUUUAAUGGUGUCUUUCGCGUGGGAGAAGCAGACAGAUACAAAGGAGCGCCUCCUGAGAUGAAGACUCCCCUCGUGGUCGGUGGUUAUUCCGUCGACUGUGAUAGAAAGAUCAUUCACGACCGCUCAAAGCUGAAGUUUCUCAACAAAGCAUUCUUACCGGAAGAACCAAUGGAUGUGGAACUUGACCUCAAGGAAGGUUUGGAAAAAGCUAUUGAUUACCAAGGGAAUUCACAAGAAAGUUUCGAAAAUCUUCUGCGGUGGGUUUUGAGGAACCAGCUUUCUUUGGUCCAUGAAAAGUCUUCUCAGAGGUUAUCAAUUGACAUCUUGUGCUUCCGAGGAACACUGAAAAAAAUUUGCGCAAGUCCUUACAAACCAAAUAAUCCCUGGACUAUAUAUGUUGCAGAGAUUAAGGGAUCGCUCUACAUCACCCCAGCAGUCUCGGAGACACAACCUCAUCCAGCGAACAAAACCAAUCUUUGGGGCAAUAAAUUCGAGCAGUACUUAAAGGGAGACCCAGACGACAUCUUGAAUGCAAACGAAGAGUAUCACUCCGUGUUGCAGCUGAGCGUCGGAGGUUUUUCGCUGCUCUACUCUCCCGAAAUCGACUGCGCCGACGCAGAUGCCUACCGGGAGGACCAUAAGGACAUGAGUGCUUUCGUGCUUAUCAAGUGUCUUAAAGAUUGUACAAGAACCACUUAUUAUUAUCAAAGGUUCAGACAAAGCGACUGGUGGCUGGACAACAUGCUAACCGGAAUCCCGCGCAUCAUCGUUGGAAAAUGCACAGGUGAUGGCGUUGUAAAUAGCAUGGAGCUCUUUAAGACAGAGGAUUUACCUGCACUGGCGGAGAAUGAAUGGGAUCCCGACGUCUAUAUAAACUUCUUGGUGAGUUUUAUCAAUUUCAUGAAGCAGAAAGUGGCAAAGGACACCACGGCUGUGUACAUGUUUGAACGCCGGGCUAGGGAUAAUAUCUACUGCUCAAAGCUGUCAGAACCAGCCAGUGCAUUUUUGCCCUCUUGGUAUACACAAAAGCUGCUUACCAAGACAAAUCUGACGAAGGAAACACCGAAGAUGCAAGUUAAACACGGAUAAUGUUGAAGUUGUAAGUCUGACUUGCCUAUUAUGGCGUGUUUAUGUGGGAAAUGUGUAUUUGUUUGGGUCUUUGUGAUUAGUUCCAGUUUUAAUGAUUUUGAUGUUAAAUAUAUGAAUACUCGUUUCAGAGAAUUGCUACUGUACUUAGAUAAUGAUGUAAUUACUUGUGAAUUAGAUCUUUAAAUAUCAAUUUCGUGUACCUUUUAAACUGCGAUAAGAUAUUGAUAUAAUACAUAAUCAGUGUGGCAUUGCAAUUAAUGUGUGAUAAGAUGAACAUGAUAUAUAGUUAGAUGUGUGACACUGUAAUCAGUGUUUAUAUUACCUGAAUAAUUUUGUUGCUAGCAUGAUAACACUAGCAUUAAUGUAAUCAUUAAUUUCAAACUAGUGUUCUGCCUUAAUAAAACUAACAUAAGCCUAGUUUGAUACAGAAUCUUGUGUCCAGCAAUUAUGUUAGUAAAUGUGAUUUAUUUCCCUGUCACUUAAACCAAUGUACUGUAAGCUAUCUUGGACACAACUGAUUGACUGGUACACAACCUCACAUCACUGCAAUUACUGUUUAAAUAAGAGCUGGACAGUCUAUAAAUGUGACAUGGUCUUUACCUACAAGCAGUGUCACUUCCCUCCAUGUUGGGGCUCCUUUCUUCUGUCCAAAAGCUGUGCACAAUAAAUAAAUAAAUGACUCAUUAUUACACCGAGUUUAAGGAAUUA
Messenger RNA from Penaeus indicus, 1983 nucleotides. Its product is annotated as decapping and exoribonuclease protein-like. Gene Ontology annotation, cellular component: cytosol; nucleus. The record is from RefSeq and is a predicted model, not a curated record. Bases 112 to 1275 code for a protein of 387 amino acids. NCBI's taxonomy places the organism in Eukaryota, Metazoa, Arthropoda, Malacostraca, Decapoda, Penaeidae. Gene Ontology annotation, molecular function: mRNA 5'-diphosphatase activity. Gene Ontology annotation, biological process: nuclear-transcribed mRNA catabolic process; NAD-cap decapping. The transcript is spliced from 9 exons.